GGAACCUUGGAGAAGACAAAUUCAAUUGGGUCAAACAAUUUUCCGCGGUGGGUACAAAUGAAAACCCUUAUCUCUUCUUUAAUGGCAGAAAAGAGGGAUUCCCAUCUUUUCUUUUGAUUCUUCAGUCUGGUAAAUUUACGUAUACUGCUAUUAUUUAUGCAACUGAGUUCAGCCAUAAUCGCUCCUUCUCACCUUCCCACCAGCAUGACAUGUCUCCCUAUUCAGCCUUUUCCACGUGCUUCUUCCAGUGUCAGCUUUGGCGUUACAAGAGUCUUCGCAAGCUGUUUUACUAGAAGAAGUUCCCAUUGCUUUUCAAUACACACACACCUCUUGUUUCCUUGCUCUCGCCGCCUCUUAUCUUCUCUUUUUUGCCGUGCAAUUGUGUCAUCAAUGGAGGAGCAAGAAAAGGGAAUAUUGUUUGAUGAACAGCAAGCUGCUCUGCUGGUUAGGGAGCUUAAGGAGAGCUUUAAUUCAGGCAAGACGAAGAGCUACAAAUGGAGAAUAUCACAAUUGAAGAGUAUAGCCAAGAUGGUUGAUGAACAAGAGAGCCAAAUCCUUGAUGCUCUUCAUCAGGACCUGUCCAAGCCCCAAUUUGAAGCUUUUAUCUCCGAGAUUUCAAUGAUAAAGUCCUCUUGUAAAUUGGCGCUUAAAGAAUUAAAUCAUUGGAUGAUGCCAGAGAAGGCCAAGACUUCAAUAGCAACGCAUCCAUCAUCUGCAGAAGUUGUAUCUGAACCUCUAGGGGUUGUAUUGAUCAUUUCAACGUGGAACUAUCCUUUUUCGUUAUCUCUUGAGCCAGUUAUUGGAGCUAUUGCUGCCGGUAAUGCUGUGGUACUAAAACCAUCAGAAAUUGCUCCAGUGACAUCUUCAUUGCUUGCGAAAUUGCUAGAGGAAUAUCUGGACAACUCUGUUGUAAAAGUUAUAGAGGGGGCUGUUGUUGAAACAGCUGCAUUGUUGGAGCAGAAAUGGGAUAAGAUAUUCUACACAGGGAGUGCCAGAGUUGGACGUAUUGUGAUGGCUGCCGCUGCAAAACACCUUACACCUGUUGUUCUUGAACUUGGGGGAAAGUGUCCAGUAGUCGUGGACUCAGAUGUCGACUUACAAAUCACUGUAAGGAGGAUAAUAGUUGGGAAGUGGGGAUCCAAUAAUGGACAAGCUUGCAUUGCUCCAGAUUAUAUUAUUACUCAGAAAGAUUUUGUUCCAAAGUUGAUAGAUGCUCUAAAAUAUGGAUUGGAUGAACUCUUCGGAAAGGAUCAUAUGGAAUCGAAAGACCUGUCUCGCAUUGUGAACUCAUAUCACUUCACCCGCUUGAUAAAUAUCUUAGACGAGGAUAAGGUCUGUGAUAAGGUUGUCCUUGGAGGCCAAAGAGAUGAGAACCAACUGAAGAUUGCUCCGACCAUCCUGUUAAAUGCCCCUGAUGAUUCUCUUAUAAUGAAGGAGGAAAUAUUUGGGCCAUUACUUCCCAUUGUAACUGUUGAAAAUUUAAAGGAUAGCUUUGAUGUGAUAAACUCAAAACCGAAACCAUUGGCUGCAUAUCUCUUUACUAUUGACAAGCAGCUAAAGAAGGAUUUUGUGGAAAGCAUUUCUGCGGGAGGAAUGCUUAUUAAUGAUACCAUUCUACAUGUUACUGUUCCCACCUUACCUUUUGGAGGAGUGGGUGAGAGUGGAAUGGGUUCAUACCAUGGUAAAUUUUCUUUUGCUAGUUUUAGCCACAAAAAGGCUGUUAUGUACCGUAGUUUUGAUGGAGAUACAUCGAUGAGGUACCCACCUUACACAUCUCGACAGCUGAGACUGCUAAGGGCCCUUGUGAAUGGCAACAUAUUUGACAUAAUUCUUGCUUUAAUUGGAAGGUCUAAGGAUUGAAAAGUGUAGUUAAUGUGAAGAAAGUGUUGUGUUGUUUCUGCCAUCUACUUGGUUUACUCGCCCUUGUACUUACUCUUACUAUGAUCAUAGCGAGAAGGCAAUAAGGCAAGAAGGCUUUGAGAAGGAAAAA
Malania oleifera is the source of this 1990-nucleotide messenger RNA. RefSeq names its product aldehyde dehydrogenase family 3 member H1-like. Gene Ontology annotation, biological process: aldehyde metabolic process. The coding region runs from base 157 to 1860 and encodes 567 amino acids. Lineage: Eukaryota; Viridiplantae; Streptophyta; Magnoliopsida; Santalales; Ximeniaceae. The transcript is spliced from 12 exons. Gene Ontology annotation, cellular component: cytoplasm. Gene Ontology annotation, molecular function: aldehyde dehydrogenase (NAD+) activity. The record is from RefSeq and is a predicted model, not a curated record.